Molecule: messenger RNA, 1146 nt
Organism: Aspergillus affinis
Lineage: Eukaryota; Fungi; Ascomycota; Eurotiomycetes; Eurotiales; Aspergillaceae
Exons: 1
Coding region: 1-1146 (381 amino acids)
Source: RefSeq, a predicted model, not a curated record
AUGCGUCACUUCGAUGCAUGGAUCCUGCGAGAUCCGUACUCCAUCAAUCACUACUACCCCACCGGGCGUCGAUGGCAAGAAGCUGUUCGUGACCUGAUUCAAGAACGCAAGAUCUGCGAUCCCUCCGUGGACCUUCCGCUCCGGGCCUCCCACCCGGUCGAUCCUUAUGUUCGUCCCAUGGCCGACCAGGUGGACUGCGACCUGCUGCACAAACUGCCCACCGAGAUCCGCCUGAUGAUCUAUGGAUACGUCUUCGGCGAUGAGGCCGUGCAUCUGGUGCAGGUCAAGGAUAAGAUCCGCCACGUCCGCUGCCGCCAGCCCGUCUCGUCCAUCGACAAGAAUCGCCGCUGCUGUCCCGCCACCCAGGCCCGCUGGCGACUCGUCGCCGACGGCGCCAACCCUGGCAUCGGACCCGGGACCAAAUCUGACAGCAUGCUGUACCCGCACACGCAUCCGGACCUGACGCGCUCCCUGAGCAACUCGUCGCUGACCCUGCUGCGCACCUGCCGCGCCAUCUACGCCGAGGCCGCCCAGAUCCUGUACGCCAACGUGACCUUCGAUGUCGACGACCUGAACACCUUCGUAGCCUUCUCCGCCGGCAUAGCCCCCGACAGCCUGCGCGCCAUCCGCCGCCUGACCGUCCAGUGGUCGCCCGUGUGGCAGCCCAUGGCCGGCCACGAGCAGAAGACCUCCAUAUUCGCGCACACCCACAACGACCGCCUUUGGUCCCUGUUCUGGUCGCGCGUGGCCGCCCUUCGGGGCCUGGAGGAGCUGCAUCUGAGCUUGGACCUGGGUCGCUUCAGCGGGAACCCCGUCGGCGGUCUCGUCGCCGGCAAGCAGCGCCUGCGGCUAGCCAUUGACGAGCAUUGGGUGGCGCCUUUGUUCUGCGUGCGCGGGCUGCGGUCGUUCGAGCUGGGCAUCACUGCGCGCUGUGACGCCUACGCCAAACGGGUCCUGGAAGGCAAUCUGGUGCGCGAUGCCGGGACUCUCCGUGAUAAUCUGCGGUCUAUCCUCUGCUCGUCUGCGGGGACGAUCCCGUUCAUCCGGGACGUGCAGUUGCAAUUGAAGCGGCCGUGUGGGAUGGAGGAAACGAACAGCGUUGCCGGGUCGAGAAUGCGCCCUCGUCUGGCGAUCACGGCGGCCUGA